Capronia epimyces CBS 606.96 is the source of this 885-nucleotide messenger RNA. RefSeq lists its product as uncharacterized. The coding region runs from base 1 to 885 and encodes 294 amino acids. Lineage: Eukaryota; Fungi; Ascomycota; Eurotiomycetes; Chaetothyriales; Herpotrichiellaceae. The transcript has a single exon. The record is from RefSeq and is a predicted model, not a curated record. Gene Ontology annotation, molecular function: protein binding.
AUGGCCGCUUAUUAUUGGCAUGGAGUAGCAUUACGCAGGCAGAGAGCCUACUCGGAAGCAGAAAAGCGCAUGAAACAAGUUGUUGAGUGGCAGAAAGGAAAUUUAGGUGAAGACAACCCUAGCACAUUAUACAGCUCGCACGAAUUAGGGGCGACAUACAUCUGUAAUGGACGGUACAAAGAGGCCGAAGAGCUGUUAAUGGAAACCCUGGAGAUCAGGAAGAGAGUUUCCGAUGCCGAUGAUGCCAGUAUACUGAGUAUCAUGAUUUAUUUGGCAGAUGCAGUUGGCAGGCAAGGGCGAUGGAAUGAAGCAGAAAAGUUACAAGUACAGGUAUUGGAAGCAAGAGAAAGAGUCUUAGGUCGAGUCUUAGGUCGAGAUCACCCAAACACUCUAGACGCAAUGGGCAACUUGGCCAUGACCUACGAGGAUCAAGGACGAUGGGAGGAAGCCGAGAAACUCGAGGAAGAGGCAUUGGAAGCAUCUCGAAGAGUGUUGGGGAACGAACAUCCCAACACAUUGACCUGCAUGCACAACUUGGGCGUUAUUCUUCACCAUCUAAAUCGAUGCGAAGAAGCAAUAGCCAUGCUGUCCGAGUGCGUCAGACUGAGGAGAAAGGUGAUUGGCAUCGAUCAUCCAUAUACAGUCAGCUCUACAAAAGGGCUGCAAGAGUGGCAGGAAAAAUUGGCAAAACGGACAGGCGAGAACGAUCCCUCAGCGUCAUCUGGAUCUGGAUCUGUCCCAGCUUCUGGGGCUCUCAGCUCGAGGGAUGCGAACAGUGUCCUUCGCCAGGGUAGUCUGAAUGAACAACAGAAGGACAAGAAAUCGACGAGAAAGAGGAUUUGGCAUAAGUUGGCCCGAAGGAGUCGAGAUCGGGAAAAGCCAUGA